Molecule: messenger RNA, 4574 nt
Organism: Synchiropus splendidus (mandarinfish)
Lineage: Eukaryota; Metazoa; Chordata; Actinopteri; Syngnathiformes; Callionymidae
Gene: isl2a
Product: ISL LIM homeobox 2a
Exons: 7
Coding region: 3044-4273 (409 amino acids)
Biological process (GO): neuron fate specification; positive regulation of transcription by RNA polymerase II; axonogenesis
Cellular component (GO): nucleus
Molecular function (GO): cis-regulatory region sequence-specific DNA binding; DNA-binding transcription factor activity, RNA polymerase II-specific
Source: RefSeq, a predicted model, not a curated record
AGGCAAUACCCAGGUGCAUUCCUCUCACUCCUCUGUGGACAUGGUACUGCAGUAGCUCCAGAAACAGUGUUGACUGCAGCAGCAGGUAGCGAGGCCAGAAUUUAACAGUCUUUCCUGCAGCAGUUAAACACGUGUAUUGCUGCUUUCAGAAACUUGACGCACUCUUCUGCUGAUGACGUCCAGAAGAGGUUAUCUGGUAUCCAGGGAGACAAAGCUGGACUAUGGACUUGCUUCACUAACAUCAUGACAGAAAUACUUUGCACACUGAGUGUCCACACUGAGUGCUUUUUUUGUUUGUUAGUUGGUCGUAGAAUUAGAGAUGUGGCAUUGUUGUGACGCUGUGUGUUUAUGUUCCAACAUUCAACAUGAAGAAUGUGCGUAAAUCAAAUUAAUUAUUUUCAAAUCUCAAAUAAAUGUAUUCAAUUUGAAGUUUGUUUAAAUUUGAUUUUCAUUUGACUUUAAACACUUCUGACAUCGCAUUCCUUAGAAACAUCGACUCAGGUUGCAGGUCAUUGAUAAUGUCGUUUUCUAAGGGUAGAAAGGUUGUUAAUAUUAUUCAGUAUCUUUACAGCGCUAAAUGGAAGGAUUAUUAAAUAUACAGACUGUUUAGCCUCAUGAAGAGAAGGUCACACACUUAUGCAACGCUGUAGGUUUUGUGUAAACAAUCGACCCACUGAGACGUUAUUAUCAGGUUCAGUCCCAGAGCAACAAGACAGUACCAGAUGGGUCUGGAAAUACUGGAACCAUGUCACUCAGACCGGACUGAAAUGCGCCGUCUAUGAAUACUUUAAUACAUAAACAGUCGCGUACAUCAGCUUGUGUCGCCAGUUCACCUUCCAGUUCAGUCAAUAACAAUUCGGGGUGACAUAACUGCAGGUUGCCACCUUUCGUAACCACAAUGCUAGACAUGCUAACAGACCUUAUCUCCAAAAGAAAAGUAAAUUGGUGGUUUAUAUCGUUAAGGUGACGAAUAUUGAAGGCAGAUAACAAUAUAAAACAACAAAUUGAGACGCUGUCAAACAUGUUGUCCAACACGCAGUGCGGUGUGUGAGUAAAUUAGCCGUCAAGCUAACGGCUAAUGUAGAAGGAUAGCUACAGAACCGCUGUUUUCAUAAUCGCUCCAUCAUGACAGGUGCAAAUAUUAUUAACGCAACGUUAAAUAUAUGCGUGUAAAUUCUUACCAAGCCCCUCAGGUUGGUUUUGUUGAAGGUUCGAAUCAUGUUGAACACGUCUGCUGUGAUGCAGCCGCUUCUGUGCCAGAGGUCGAGACAGGAAUUCUCGCGAGAUUUCUCACCGAGACCCGGCUCGCGACCUUUCCAAUGAACCCAAAUAUUUAUAUUUUUUUCUUUACUCCGCGAAAUUACGACACCGCCGACGAAUUAUUACUGCUUGUUUUGAAAUAUUCAUGCAUAACUGAUGGCAGACCUUGACGCCAAGCACUCACUGAAGUUCUGUGUAUUGCUCAAGGGCAAAUGUUUGAACUUUUGUUUUUUUAAACACCACUUGGUCCAUAAACUCUAAAUGAACAUACCGCAAUUAAAGAAAUGGAUUACAGUUGAGAAAAAAAUAAUGAAUUUACAUAAAAAGGUUUUAUUUACACAGGAACCAGGUCGUUGGGUCCCCCGCCCUCGACUGCCACCUAGUCCUCUUUGCACUCGACACCUAUGACUCCCUCUGUGGGUGGUGGGUCCGCAGGAGGGACGGCCCAUGUCGUCCUUUCGGGCUAGGCCCGGCCAGGCCCCAUGGGCAGUGGCCCGACCACCAGGCGCUCGCAUUCGAGCCCCAAUCCCAGGCCGGGCUCCAGGGUGGGGCCCCAGCUGUGCCAUGCCGGGCGACCUCACAGUCCUUGUUGGUAAACUUGUCAUAAGGGCUUCUGAACUGUUCUUAGUCUGACCUGCCACCUAGGACCAGUUGGACAUGGGAGACCAUACCAGGGGCAUAACACCCCCAACAACAUAGCUCCUAGGAUCCCACUCUCACCUAUGGUCACGAGCUUUGGGUCAUGACCGAAAGGAUGAGAUCGCGGAUACAAGCGGCUGAGAUGAGUUUCCUCCGCAGGGUGGCUGGGCGCACCCUUAGAGGUAGGGUGAGGAGUUCGGUCAUCUGGGAGGAGCUCGGGGUGGAGUCGCUGCUCCUCCACAUCGAGAGGAACCAGCUGAGGUGGCUCGGGCAUCUGAUCCGGAUGCCCCCUGGACGCCUCCCUGGGGAGCGGGUCCGGGUCCGGGAGGAGACCCCAGGGAAGACCCAGGACUCGCUGGAGAGAUUCUGUCUCCGGUGUGGCCUGGGAACGCCUCGGGAUCCCCCGGGAAGAGCUGGAAGAGGUUUGUGCGGAUCGGGAAGUUUGGGCUUCCUUGCUCCAAAUGCUGCCUCCGUGACCCGGCCCCGGAUAAGCGGCAGAAGAAGGUGAAGGUGAAGGAAGGUGAAGCUUUUAUUUACCUCCUUGCUACAUGUCCGAAUGUGCAGCACCAUUUGGUUGAGUAGUUUAAGCACAAUUUGAAGGGGAAAAUAAACAAAUAUACGCAUCUAUUUUUUAACCCCAGUCCGGGUGCAUUCUCUAUAUCCUCCAGCAGAGGGCUCUAUCUAAUUCACAAACAGCAAGUAUAUCUUGGAAACAACAUAAUAACACGAUCCAGAAUCUAAUUCGGAAUGUUAUGUUUACAUUAGGUGUACAGCACAAUACUAUUCAUUCCCAGUGAGGUAGUAUAAUUAUUCAAUCCUGGUGAGCCAAAGUGAGGGCUGAAUUACUUAAAAUAAUAAAAGCAAACACAUAAAUUCUUUUUUUUUUUCAGGCGAAAUCCCGAAACUAGAAAUACCUUUGCAAUUGUUUUAACUUAAGUACUUAUUUUGUUUGUUUUUAUAAAGGGCUAGGCUGGUGUGGUUUGGGUAUUUUUAUUUAAAUGUCUCUCAUUUAUAAAUAACGCAGAUCAAUCUGCAAAUUAUUUUAAUAAAAAUCUUUACUAUUUUCAUGAAACGGCUUCAUUGAGAGAGAAAUCUGAAAAGGUGCGGAGAAAAGCUGCGGGGAAACGUCGUGCAGGGCAUUUGCAUGGCCCCUCUCCCUGUGGAGGUCCAGGUCUGCAGACGUCACUGCUGGAGGAUCUGUGUUUUCUCUCCUCCUCUCUGUCGGCGGCGCGGCACAAGUUUCUCUCCUGCCGCCAGGACCCGCACGCCGCUCCUCUCCUCCCGCUCCUCCUGCAUGGUGGACAUCCUGCUGCGCGCUUCUUUCUUGGAUGAUAUGGGGGAUCAUUCCAAAAAGAAGUCCGGACUCGCCAUGUGUGUGGGCUGCGGAGGUCAGAUCCUCGACCAGUACAUCCUGAGAGUGUCCCCGGACCUGGAGUGGCACGCGGCCUGCCUCAAGUGCGCCGAGUGCAGCCAGUACCUGGACGAGACCUGCACGUGCUACGUCAGGGAAGGAAAGACCUACUGCAAGCGGGACUACCUGAGGCUGUUUGGAAUCAAGUGUGCAAAGUGUAACUCGGGCUUCUGCAGCAGCGACUUGGUGAUGCGCGCGCGGGAGCGCGUCUUCCACAUGGAGUGUUUCCGGUGCUCGGUGUGCAGCCAGAACCUGCUGCCCGGGGACGAGUUCUCUCUGCGGGACGACGAGCUCUUGUGUCGGGCCGAUCACUGCCUGCUGCUGGACAGGUCGGCCGCUGGAAGCCCGCUGAGUCCCGGUGGGCUUCCCGCCAGAGCCCUGCACUGUCCAGAACCGGUGUCGGUCCGGCAUCCACCUCACCACCGGAACCACGUCCACAAGCAGUCGGAGAAGACCACGCGGGUCCGGACGGUUCUGAACGAGAAGCAGCUGCACACACUGCGGACCUGCUACAACGCCAACCCGAGGCCGGACGCGCUGAUGAAGGAGCAGCUGGUGGAGAUGACCGGCCUCAGUCCGCGGGUCAUUCGGGUUUGGUUCCAGAACAAGCGGUGCAAAGACAAGAAGAAGUCCAUCCUGAUGAAGCAGCUGCAGCAGCAGCAGAACAGCGACAAGACCAACCUGCAAGGUCUGACCGGAACCCCUCUGGUCGCUGGAAGCCCAAUCCGCCAUGAGUCAUCGAUCCAAGGGAAUCCAGUGGAGGUGCAGACCUACCAGCCCCCCUGGAAAACCCUCAGCGACUUCGCCCUGCAGAGUGACCUGGACCAGCCGGCCUUCCAACAACUGGUGUCUUUUUCGGAGUCGGGCUCGCUGGGAAACUCGUCGGCCAGUGACGUGACCUCUCUGUCCUCGCACUUACCGGACACACCGAACAGCAUGGUUCCGAGCCCCGUGGACACGUGAGGACGUUUGCCGGUCCCUGAACGCACCACAAGACCUCAGUGACGAGAUCAGUCGUGUUGAGCUGACAAACAACCAUAAAUCGAAGCCUGGUGGAUAUUAAUUUUGAGGAUACCCGCCCUGGAGUGAGGAACACAAACGUCUUGCUCAAGGACACGGACGUUUUAAGGACCUUUUGGAGCCAAACUGGACGAGCUGUGUGUUGGAUUCAGUGGUGGAACUCUGCGGACGCGCAUGAUUGGCGACUAUUGUACUAUAAGCGCAAACUGUCUUCCAAAAAGUAACUUAUUAUUAUUUAUUAAAA